Bipolaris victoriae FI3 is the source of this 624-nucleotide messenger RNA. RefSeq lists its product as hypothetical. The transcript has a single exon. The record is from RefSeq and is a predicted model, not a curated record. Bases 1 to 624 code for a protein of 207 amino acids. NCBI's taxonomy places the organism in Eukaryota, Fungi, Ascomycota, Dothideomycetes, Pleosporales, Pleosporaceae.
AUGCUCCUAACUAGCACCAAGACAUGGAUGUCAUUGUUUCUUGCUUUAAGUGCAGUCCCUACUGUGCUCUGCGCCCCUUCUCAAGGCUCUCUCAAUCUCGAACCAGUCCAAGAGAUCACUUCUCCUCUUGCUCUCUUUCCGAGAGCCAUCUCUCACGCUAUGACUGAGCGCGACGUUGUCCCUACUCAUUUGGACAAGCGCGCUGUUAUCACCUCCCCGAAUACGCGACGAGUUAUCAACCUUUCAUUGAAGGAAGCAAUCCAUGGUAUUGCUGCUGGUACAACGUGGACGUGGAGGAUUGCCUACCAAUUUGUUGGCAAUAUUAAUGGUCAAAGCGGCCGCCUGACUGGGGCCAAUGAAGGAUCAAGUGCAGGUUCUGCGGCUUUUCCGGAUUUCCAGAUCGAACACAUCUUCAGCAAUGCGGUUGACGGCGUCGUAACUGCGAUCUUCGACGUAGUCAAUUCAGCCAACCAGAAAUUCGAGCUGAAGCUUGUCUGGGAUGAAACAUUCAAAACAGCAUCAGCGACUGUUGAACAAGUAAUACACUCCUACUGUACUUACUUUACCCCUGGUGGUGCCCAGGAACAUCUUAGUCAGGAUCAAUUCUCAUUUACUUUAGUAUAA